This is a messenger RNA of Bombina bombina (fire-bellied toad), 2641 nucleotides long. Its product is annotated as F-box/LRR-repeat protein 3. The record is from RefSeq and is a predicted model, not a curated record. Bases 218 to 1594 code for a protein of 458 amino acids. The transcript is spliced from 7 exons. NCBI's taxonomy places the organism in Eukaryota, Metazoa, Chordata, Amphibia, Anura, Bombinatoridae. Gene Ontology annotation, molecular function: protein binding. Gene Ontology annotation, biological process: entrainment of circadian clock by photoperiod; SCF-dependent proteasomal ubiquitin-dependent protein catabolic process; G2/M transition of mitotic cell cycle. Gene Ontology annotation, cellular component: SCF ubiquitin ligase complex; nucleus; cytosol.
GGCUGAGAGGGAGGGGACACAGGCAUAGAAAGAAUAGUCAUCAAGAAACACAGAAGCUGUCAUAUGCUUUUGCAAAAUGGAGGGAUACGUAUAUUGAUGUUAUCCUGAUUGCUGGUAAAGUCACAUCUAAAGCUGAGAAUUAGACCUCCAAGCAAAUACAACUUGUGGUUUAACAAACUUAAGGAAGUGAAAGUGGACGGAUGCUGGUGAACACCUCAUGGCAGCGGCUACCUCAUGCAAUACAUCCAGUGCAACCUUUAACUUGGAAUCAUUUUUUAGAAUGAAAAGAAGUAGACUGACUGUUACAGUUAAUAGUCAAUCUGUACAAGGACCACAGAGAAUUAAAAGACAGAAAAUGGAAAGUCCCCCAAAACAAAGAUUGAGCAAAUUGCAUCAACAAAACUACAUAGACUGGGCUAAUCUGCCACAUCAUGUGGUCUUACAAAUUUUUCAGUAUCUUCCAUUAGUGGACCGUGCACGUGCAUCCUCUGUUUGUCGUCGCUGGAAUGAAGUUUUCCAUAUUCCUGAGCUGUGGAGAAAGUUUGAGUUUGAGCUUAAUCAACCUGCUACUUCCUACUUGAAGUCUACCCAUCCAGAUCUUAUUCAACAGAUUAUUAAAAAGCAUGCAGAUCAUCUUCAAUAUGUUAGCUUCAAAGUUGACAGCUGUACUGAGUCUGCAGAAGCAGCAUGUGAUAUUCUCUCUCAGCUUGUAAACUGCUCCAUCAAAACACUUGGCUUGAUAUCAACAGCAAAACCCAGCUUUAUGAAUGUGUCUAAGUCUCACUUUGUAUCUGCACUGACAGUUGUUUUUGUUAACUCAAAAUCACUGUCAUCAAUAAAGAUUGAUGAUACUCCGGUUGAUGAUCCUUCAUUAAAGGUUUUGGUUGCGAAUAACAGUGAUACAUUAAAGCUACUGAAAAUGAGCAGCUGUCCCCAUGUGUCUCCUGCAGGAAUUCUGUGUGUGGCCGAUCAAUGUCAUGGACUUCGUGAACUUGCACUAAAUUAUCAUCUACUAAGUGAUGAACUAUUACUGGCUCUUUCAACUGAAAAACAUGUGCGCCUUGAACAUCUUCGUAUUGAUGUUGUAAGUGAAAAUCCAGGACAAACACAAUUCCAUACUAUUAAGAAACAAAGCUGGGAUGCCCUUAUCAAGCACUCACCUAAAGUGAAUAUUGUUAUGUACUUCUUUUUAUAUGAAGAAGAAUUUGAUGUAUUUUUUAGAGAGGAGACCCCAGUCACUCAUCUUUACUUUGGACGUGCAGUGAGCAAAGCAAUGCUAGGUCGAAUAGGCUUGAAUUGCCCUCGCUUGGUAGAGCUGGUAGUAUGUGCUAAUGGAGUUCAACCUUUGGACGAUGAGCUGAUUCGAAUUGCAGAUCGUUGCAAAAACUUAACAGCUAUUGGACUUGGAGAGUGUGAAGUUACUUGCAGUGCUUUUGUUGAGUUUGUGAAAAUGUGUGGACAAAGACUGACACAACUUUCUAUUAUGGAAGAAGUACUUAUCCCAGAUAAUGACUACAACAUGGAACAAAUCCAUUAUGAAGUCUCAAAGCAUCUUGGAAGAAUGUGGUUUCCUGAUAUGAUGCCUACAUGGUAGUUUGAGUCAAAUUUGAGUUUCUAAAAUUGGUUGGCCUUUGGCUCUACAAACUAUGCAAUAUUUUUGCAUAAUCCUUAGAAUAUGAAUAGUAUACGUAUAUACAAAAAGGAAUUUGUUAAAAAAUAUAAUUGCUUUCUAAAAUCUGAUUUAUUUCACAAAUGUAUAAAAUAUGAUAAUGUUUGUUAUCAAUAUGGAGCAUCACUUUUAAGCACUUUUAAGGACAUAUUUCUAGAUUUAAAAUGUAUGUCCAUUGCCCGAUGGUUAUGACUUAAAAUGCUGAAAUAACUUAACGUGUAAAAAUGUUUAUAGUUUUGUAUAAUUUGUAAAUUGUACUGUGUAUAGGUAAUUAAUAAUUGGAUAUAUUUUAAGAUAAUUAAUUAAACACACUUGGUUGAAUAAACUAUUUAUUCGACAAUUCUAAAUACAAAGUAGAGGUAGACAUUUAUCUUUUUAUGCCUCUUGUUCAUUGUAUAUUGGAUGAUAUUUUCCCUCUUUCUCGCACAAAUAUACACAUAUACAACUUUUCUUAUUUUCUUUAUCUAAUUUACAGUUAUUAUAUGCUAUGUGAAUAGCACCAGCGGUGAAUAUGUAUGUUAAAACACACCACAAAUACAUUACCCUAUAUCAUUACGAUAAUAUUUAAUGGAAUCAUUAGCAAGAAACUAAUGUUCUUUGUUUUUUGUAUAUAUAUUACUGUGUUGUAUGCCAGAUUAUUUUUAAAUGUCUGUAAAAUUAUGCUUUUGUAUUUUUGCCAUUACAUGUAUUGUAGACUGUUUUUUGUUUUAACUACAUGUGCUACUUCUCUUGAAAACCAUAUUGGUUUUCUUUUACUUUUACAAACAAGCUUAAUACAGCGUUUAGUUGCAUCUAGAAUAGCUUUAUUCACAUUGUUCUUGUACUCCUGAAAUUUGCACCAUCCAUUUUAGAGAUUCAUUUAGGUUUCUGCCCAUGUAAGAAAAAUCAGUUGUUCUAAAGUUUAAAACUUUUGUUUUACUAUGGUUGUACAGUACCUUUGCCUGAAUAUUAAACCAUACAGACUGAUGAUCA